Molecule: messenger RNA, 1380 nt
Organism: Bipolaris zeicola 26-R-13
Lineage: Eukaryota; Fungi; Ascomycota; Dothideomycetes; Pleosporales; Pleosporaceae
Exons: 2
Coding region: 1-1380 (459 amino acids)
Source: RefSeq, a predicted model, not a curated record
AUGGCUAAAAAGACCAAAGUCGCGAAAGCAGCCAAAGAUGUUCAUCAUCGGUUGAAAACAAGCCUAUAUACAAGUCCAUCUGUUACCUUACACUUUGGUCCUACCCAUCAGAUAUACUAUCUCCCAGAAGUUCUGCUGCAAAGAUUGGGGAAUAUCCCAAUUCGUGAUGCCUGGACUCACGAGAUUCAUCUCGUAGAUGUUGACGCAAGCAUUGGUCACGUCUUGAUCCACUUCCUGCACACGGGUGUCUAUCAGACACUCAACGACGAAGACAUCGAGGGUGCUGGGUACAACCACAAAACUCUUGUUCGAAAUGAGUUCCAGACAGCUGUGCUUGCACUAGAAGCUGCUAAGAAGUAUAGCGUGCCUGGUCUCCAGGAAUUAGCACAAGUUGAGCUGGAGCGACGAGGCAGGGAAAUCUGCUUACGUGACGCUGUGCGCGCUAUUCGAGAAGAGUCUAUUGCCGGGACUUCUGACGAAAAUGCGUGGCUUCGAGACUUCGUGUCAAAGAAAGUUCGAUGGACCUUCGAACACGAUCGCCCCAUCUUAUCGGCACCAGAAUUAUUUAGAAACAUUGAAAGCCCUACGUUGGUGCGGUUACUGGCUCAAGUCAUCAUUAGUCUAUACAGUGAGGAAGUAGACAAGUUGCGCAAAGGAAAGACCGCAACCGACAAAAAGUCAACGCCUGAGAAGAAAGAAGACGACGAUCUAUGGAGAAUACUCGGCUUUGGCAGGAACGCAAAGAACCAGGAGAAAAAGAAUAAGGGCGUACUUGAGGAAGAGCACCUGUCACCGGAGCCAGAACCAGAGCCAGAGCUAGUCGUGGACGAGCCAUCACCUGCCAAAGAGGAUGAUCCAUGGGGUUGUGGAUGGGAAAAACUAGCACCGGAGCCUGAAUCCGUACCCGAACCACAGCUGAAACCCGAACCUUCAAAGAUGGAGGUAGAUCGUUAUGCGGGACUUAGUAAGUCACAGGCGAAGAAGCUGAAGGCCAAGUUGGACAAAGAGGCGAAGUUGAAGGAAGAGGAAGACGCGAAGCGCCAGAAAGAGGAAGAGGAGGUUGCCGAGAUGAUGCAACGGGAAGAAGAGGAGGCUGCUAAGAUAAUGCAACGGGAGGAAGAAGAGGCAGAACAGAUACGUCUGGAAGAGGAGGAAGCCGCCGCCGCUACUGCUGGAGCCGGUGUGAGCUCUUUGGAUUCAGCGAUGGGGACGGGCGCUACGUUUAAGGAUGAUGAUUGUGAAUUGCGUUUGAAGCAUCUGUCUCGCGCUAAUCGGUGGUGGGAUUGUAAGCCAUGCGAGCUGUACAUGCGAAAGGCCGCUCUUGAGUCUUAUUUGGUGGGGUUGCCAAACGGGAAUGAGCUUAGCACAAGCAAUGGAUGA